GGCUGCGGCGAUGGCAUCUUGUUCGCCAACAACGAAAAGGCGACGAUGCAGAACCUCAACGACCGCCUGGCCUCCUACCUGGACAAGGUGCGGCUGCUGGAGGGGGACAACGCCGACCUGGAGGGCAAGAUCCGGGAGGGGUACGCCAAGGGCGGGCCCAGCUGCGAACCACGGGACUACAGCUGUUUCCAUAAGGAGAUCGAAGACCUUCAAAACCAGAUCCUCUGUGCAGCCAUGGAGACUAACAAAAUCCUUCUGAACAUCGAUAACAACAGGAUGACCGCUGAUGACUUCAGAGUGAAGUACGAGACUGAGUGUGGUCUCCGGCAGAACGUGGACGCAGACAUUUGCAACCUGCGCCCUGUCCUGGACCAGCUGGCCAGCUGCAAGACCGACCUGCAGCUGCAGUGCGAGGCUUUGACCGAAGAGAUGUGCUGUCUCAAGACGAACCACGAGGAGGAAAUGAACUGUCUGAGGAAGCAGGCGACUGGAGAUGUGAGCGUGGAGGUCAACGCCUGUCCUGGCCCAGACCUGAGGAAGAUCCUGGAGGAUCUGAGGUGCCAGUAUGAAACACUGAUGGAGCGCAACCGCAAAGAGACCGAGCAGUGGUAUGCCUGCAAGGUGGAGGAGGUGAAUCUGGAGGUCAUCACAAGCAGCCAGGAGAUAGAGUCAAGCAACAAACAGGUCACUGAGCUGAGACGUCAGCUGCAGGCCCUGGAAAUCAACAUCCAAGCCCAGCUCACCAUGAAAGAAAACCUGGAAGCCUCUUUGGCGGAAACCGAAUGUCGCUACAACAAAUACCUGGCGGAGCUGCAGAGCCAGAUCUCCUGCGUGGAGCAGCGCUUGGCUGAGAUACGCGCGGAAACCGAGUGCCAGAACCAGGAGUACAAGACCCUCCUGGACGUCAAGUGCCGCCUGGAGCAGGAGAUCCAGACCUACCACUGCCUGCUGGAGGGCGGACAGCACGACAUCAUGUACGCAGCCCACGGACGGGCGCGGGCGCAGUAA
Molecule: messenger RNA, 1008 nt
Organism: Tauraco erythrolophus (red-crested turaco)
Lineage: Eukaryota; Metazoa; Chordata; Aves; Musophagiformes; Musophagidae
Source: RefSeq, a predicted model, not a curated record